UGGUGAUAAUGUGCUUUAGAAUGGGAUUCCAUUCUUAAUUGUAUAUCGUCAAUGAAAUUUGUUCAUUGAUUAUUAUUCACUGUUUACUAUUAUUCACAUAACAUUUUAUUUGCUUUCAGGUACUUGAAGAAGCAGAAGCUCAACAUUUAUAUCAGUCUAUUUUGCCUGAUAUGGUGAAAAUUGCACUCUGUCUGCCAAGUAUUUGUACUCAGCCAAUACCACUCCUGAAACAGAAGAUGAAUCAUUCCAUUACAAUAUCGCAGGAACAGAUUGCCAGUCUUUUAGCUAAUGCUUUCUUCUGCACAUUUCCCCGACGAAAUGCUAAGAUGAAAUCGGAGUAUUCUAGUUACCCAGAUAUCAACUUCAAUCGGUUGUUUGAAGGACGUUCAUCAAGAAAACCAGAGAAACUGAAAACUCUCUUCUGCUACUUUCGAAGAGUCACAGAGAAAAAGCCUACUGGGUUGGUGACAUUUACAAGACAGAGUCUUGAAGAAUUUCCAGAAUGGGAAAGAUGUGAGAAACCCCUGACACGAUUACAUGUCACUUAUGAAGGUACCAUAGAAGGAAAUGGUCGAGGCAUGUUACAGGUGGAUUUUGCAAAUCGUUUUGUUGGAGGUGGUGUAACCAGUGCAGGACUUGUACAAGAAGAAAUCCGCUUUUUAAUCAACCCUGAGUUGAUUGUUUCACGGCUCUUCACUGAAGUGCUGGAUCACAAUGAAUGUCUUAUUAUCACAGGUACUGAACAGUACAGUGAAUAUACAGGCUAUGCCGAAACAUAUCGUUGGGCUCGGAGCCAUGAAGAUGGGAGUGAAAGAGAUGACUGGCAGCGGCGCUGCACUGAGAUUGUUGCCAUUGAUGCACUUCACUUCAGACGCUACCUCGAUCAGUUUGUGCCUGAGAAAAUGAGACGUGAGCUUAACAAGGCCAGUAACCUUAUUUCUGAGUUCAUCUGGCAGCUGUCAUCUAUUUACUGCCAUUUUAUUAAUGCUGAAAUUAAUGCUUUCUGGUAAUUCUUACAGUGUCAGUACAUCUUCCCACAGCUCUCCUGAUUUAAUGGUUCUGUCAGCUUGUACAAGAUGUACUUUCCAUUUCGUAAUUAUUUGAUUACUGCUGAGGUUGCCAGAUAGACUAUUGCUAGAUGUUAAACCCCACACAUGCACUUAUCUCAUCAAGUACUUUUAGCUGUUUUGGAACAUUAUCAUUGUAAAUCCAUAUAGAAAUGAAUGAGUCCUGAACAUUUUUUCCCCAUAGCUGCCCAAUGACGUUUUCUCUACAAAGGAUGCU
This is a messenger RNA of Castor canadensis (American beaver), 1284 nucleotides long. Lineage: Eukaryota; Metazoa; Chordata; Mammalia; Rodentia; Castoridae. The record is from RefSeq and is a predicted model, not a curated record.